This is a messenger RNA of Rotaria sp. Silwood1, 267 nucleotides long. The record is from the annotation of a GenBank genome assembly. NCBI's taxonomy places the organism in Eukaryota, Metazoa, Rotifera, Eurotatoria, Philodinida, Philodinidae.
AUGGUAUAUUUCCCCGUUUACAAUAGAAACGAUGAAUUAACACGUUUAUUAAAAUUGAAACUUAAUCUUCGAAUGAUGAAAGAUUUAGAAUGUGAAUGUAGAAACUUGGAAUAUCUUGUUCGUCGAUUUCAUUCAGAAGAAUGUGAAACAAUGUCCGGCGAAAAAAUUCGAAUUCCUCCUGCAAUUAAAUUAUAUGUUAAAUUUACACGUGUUGAACAUAAAUUAUCGUCAGAUGGGGGAAGAAAAUAUUCAAAUUUUACAUUUUAA